AUGUCACGCAGAGUCACUCGUUCUUCUGCGAGGCUCGCUGCAGAAGCGGCCCCGUCUGCCGCCCUCCCAUCCAACCCCGAUAUUUCUCCUCCUUCGCGGCCUCCACCUGCCACCUCUAGGAAGCGAAAGGCUCCUGGUCAUCGUUCCUCAAGUCCUAUCGAUCCAACUGAAGAAUCAACUCCUUCGUCUGUUCCUACCAGAGGGAAGAGACAGAGAGUUGCAGAUCAUCCACCAGCCCAAACUCAACCCUUACCACCAUCUCGGUCAAGCAGGAGUAAGGCUUCAACUACUGACACGGCAAUGUCGAACAAUGCGUAUGUUCUUCAGUCCAUCGAGAAUCUAGGAAACACCGCUGAAUCUACCAGGUCAUCCUCGCGCUUCAUGGACGAGCCCUCCCAACAAUUGACUUCCAAGUCAAGAUCAAGACGUCCCUCCAGUGGAAAUAACAAGAAGACCCGACCAGAUAUCUCUCCUCCGGCUCAGACGACCACAUCCCGUCGAUCAAAGAAACGCCUCAGUAAAAAAGAUCAGGAUGUCCUCAUGAAGGAUGAUGAGGAUUCUGAACACAAGAUAUCAAGACGUGAAAAAGAAUCCAGUCCGCCCUCGAAUCAUUCCACCAGCGAUAGCAACGACGGUGACAAUCACAGUGACAUGGAUGAAGACGAUGGUCCAGAUCCCUUUGCCGCAGCCCUCUUUGGUUUAGGCCGUGGGGGCCCGCCUUCAGGUCUGUCAAGUACGCUUCGAGCUUUGAGUGGAAUGAUGAGCGGCAUGUCUUCAAGACUGAGGGAAAUCUUGAGCAAUCUUCGACAGGUGGACAACCCGACCAUGCAGAUGCUGGCCUUGGAGGAACUUUCCAAUUUGUUAUUGGUUUCCAACGAAGACAAUCUCUCCGGCCAGUUCUCACCAGACCCUUACGUCAAAGAAUUGGUCGCAUUGAUGCAACCGAAUCCCAUCACGGGCGAGGAAAACCCUGAAAUGAUGCUCCUCGCCUGUCGCUGUAUUGCAAAUCUUAUGGAAGCACUUCGAGGCUCCGUUGCCAAUGUGGUCUAUGGUGGAGCUGUUCCAGUUCUCUGUCAGAAAUUACUUGAUAUUCAGUAUAUUGACGUUGCCGAGCAAGCCUUGAGCACCUUAUCCAAAGUCUCAAUCGACUUCCCUGGCUCCAUUGUUCGCGAAGGUGGUUUGACCGCCUGUCUGCAAUUCCUUGACUUCUUCGCCACCGGUACACAACGAACUGCCGUCACCACUGCAGCGAAUUGCUGUCGUAAUAUUCCCCACGAUUCAUUCCCCGUCAUCCGGGACGUCAUGCCAAUUCUUUUGAAUGUCUUGGCCAGUCAUGAUCAGAAGGUCGUUGAGCAAGGCUGUCUAUGUGUCACACGAGUAAUCGACAGUUUCAAACACGAUCCGAACAAAUUGGAGCAACUGGUCGAUGCGUCGCUUCUUCGAGCAAUUAUUGGACUGCUACUACCUGGAACCACCAACUUGAUUGGUGCAAACAUCCAUACAGAGUUCCUCCGAGUACUGGCCAUUGUUGCUCGGUCUAGCCCUCGCCUUUCUGCCGAACUGCUCAAGAUGAAUGUUGUUGACACCUUGUACCAGAUUCUCACUGGUGUUUCUCCUCCCUCCGAGACCUCAGAUGCCGCCUCCAAAAUUGACAGUGUCGUAAUCAUGCAGGCUUUGAUCCACCGACCUAGGGAACAAAUUUAUGAAACUCUCAAUGUCAUCUGCGAACUAUUGCCUCGGCCCAAGAUGAAUCGUGAGCUUGAAGUUGAGGUUUAUGAAGAUGUGGACGAAGAGUUUUCAGACACCCCCCAAACUUCUUCAGCUGACAAGCCCUCUCGGACGCAAACAAGACUUCGACUGCUGGAAGGCUGUAAGCAAGAAACACGUCGGUUUGCAAUGAUCCUGCUCCCAACCCUGACGGAUGCCUAUUCAAGUACUGUCAAUCUCAGUGUUCGUCAAAAGGUUUUGAUCGCUCAACUCAAGAUUCUUUCCAAUCUCGAGACUACGGUCAUUGAAGAGGCCCUCCGACCAGUACCUUAUGCUUCAUUCCUUGCUUCUAUCUUGUCUCAGGAGGACCACCCAAGCCUGGUGAUGUUUGCUCUGGAAGCGUCGGAACUGCUAUUUGAACGCCUCGAAGACAUUUAUCAAUACCAGUUUCAUCGAGAGGGCGUCAUCGGGGAGAUUAAGAAACUCGCCGAUCGUCCUCUUGAACAUCAUAGGAAGAGUGCUUCUGGUCAUGAACGCAGUCAAGAUUCGGGCGGCCUUGGCCGCUCAGCUGUUGAGCCAUCUACAUCUGAAACCCUCCCGCUUGGGCAUACCAAGCCCCAGGCUAGUAAUGCAGAUGAGGAUGGUGACAAUCAGAACGACGAAGCUGACGAGGACGAGGACGAUGACGAUGACGACGAUGACGAUCCAGAAGAUGAUGACGAUGAUGAUCGUGAUGAGGAUGAGGAUGAGAUUGCUAUGAGACACGAUCAUGACCUCGACGAUUCACAGAGUUCAGGAUCCUCCGAAGACGAGGGGACGCCAUCUCCGCUCGCAAUUGCCGGUAUUGCCGACCUUGUCGUGAUGCGAGCAAAGAAGUUCCUUGAAAAGCACGACACGAAGAAGGGCAAGGAACUUAAGAGCAAAGCCUCUAGCAUUCGUACUGAUCUACACAAGUUGGCUACUGAUAUCGAAUCAUUCUAUUCUACCCCGGACAGUGUUGCAGAAAAGAAUUCUUUGUUCACUCGUCUGGCAAGCUAUUUUGAUGGCGACGCCCUGGAAAGCAUAACAAGUUCAGAACUAUUGGAUUCGGGAAUCAUCCGCGCACUGGUGAAGGUCUUGUCUAGCGAUCUGCAGAAUCAUUUCCAUGAUGCACGAGCAGACUUGGUAGUGGCUUUCAUGGAAGCGACUAAUAAAGCGAAUAUCAAAACAGCAUCAGUCUCCUCAAACCCUACUUCGCUCAGCGUUCUGAUAUCGAAGCUUCAAGACUUACUUAGUCGAGCUGAACACUUCGAGGUCUUGACUGUCAACAAUAACGCUGCAGAAAGUACCAGAAGCAAUUCAACUUCGAUGCUCUCUCGCCAGAUUCGACUCAGACUCUCAGCUGAUGGUGAUGCUGACAUUCCAGCGACCUAUCGCGAGAUGAUAGUUUCGAUUCAUGCCAUAGCCACCUUUAAAGCUUUGGAUGACUAUCUGCGUCCCCGUUUUACGUCCUCUGACCGCCCAGCAUCGGCCCAGAGACGACGGGACAUGUUACAGCAGAUAGCAAAUGCUCGGCUGGCUCAUCUUUCAGGUGCCGCUGAAUCUGGUCUUUUCUCACCUUUUGGCCAUGAUACUACUUCACCGGCUACUCCACCUACUGCUUCGCGAUCCGAAUCACGGUUGUCUGCUCGAAGUAAGCAGCGGUCUCAGGGAAGUCAAGGUACUGCCGAUAAAAAGGAUGAGGAUAAAGUUGAGAAAAAACGAACGACUCGACGCUCUCAGGCAUCUUCGUCCAAACCGCCUCAGACGGCUCCAGAGCCCAGUGCUGAAGAUGCGGCCAGCACUCUCGAGUGCGCAGAUGAGAAAACUCUAGAUGACGAUCAUGCCCCAGAGACUGAGGCUGACGGAACUUUAGAAGCAUUCGUCGAUGGAUUGGAGGAAGACAUGUCUGAUGAAGAACUGCCAGAACCAGCUGCAGUCAAUAUGGAAGUUGGCUCCACUGGGAGGGUGACUGCCCGUCAAGACGACGGCACUCGAGUUUUUACACCUCAACCAGGAACACCAGUACCUGGCGGCACUCGGCCCCCCAGCUCAGAUCAAUCACCUGGACCGUCCCCUUCUGCUGCUUCCACCACUGGUCUGCGAUCAACAUAUGCCUCAGCACUCUCGUCAGUACCUCAAGAUUGGCAUAUCGAAUUCAGCGUUGAUGGUAAAAUCAUUCCCAAUAACACAACGAUCUAUCGCGCUGUUCAUCACAACCGUGAUCAGCCUCAAGACUCUUCGUCGAGGAGUGUUUGGUCGGGUGUGCAUACCAUCAAGUUUCGCAAAGUUCGAGGCCCGCCUCCAAAGGCAUCAACACUCCCAGUCUGGGGUCAGUCAGAGAAGGCAGAGUCAACUGAUGGUCUGCCAGCGUCCUUAAAUGGACACCCUGUGACAUCUUCCAUUCUCAGCUUGCUACGCAUCCUCCAUGAAUUGAACGCAAAUCUUGACGACGUGCGCGAAAGUCUUGGUCAGCCUAACCUGAAUCUCUUCGCAGAACCUCUCGCAUCCUUCAUCAACACCAAGCUGACAGCCAAGAUGAAUCGCCAGCUCGAAGAGCCAUUGAUCGUGGCAAGUAAUUGUCUCCCUGACUGGAGUGAAGACCUUGCUAGAACUUUUCCAUUCCUGUUUCCUUUCGAAACCAGACAUUUGUUCUUACAGUCAACUUCCUUUGGUUAUUCAAGAUCGAUGAUUCGUUGGCAAAAUAAUCAAUCGGAGAACGAAGAUCGACGAGAUCGUCGAAGAGAUGAUCGGCCGAUCAUGGGACGCCCACAACGCCAGAAGGUUCGUAUCUCACGCCAUCGCAUCCUGGAAUCUGCAAUGAAGGUCAUGGAUAUGUACGGCGGCUCACCAAGCGUUCUGGAAGUGGAAUAUUUUGAAGAAGUCGGCACUGGUUUAGGUCCUACUCUUGAAUUCUAUUCAAACGUCUCAAAGGAGUUCUCCAAGAAAAAGCUCAAGAUGUGGCGUGAGAACGACUCCCUCGAGAAUGAUCAGUUUGCCUUUGGAAAGAAUGGCCUCUUUCCAGCACCGAUGAGUGCUGCUGACAGCCGUGGUGAAGCGGGCAAGAAGUCGAUGCUGCUCUUCAAAACACUGGGAAAGUUCGUUGCACGCUCAAUGCUAGACUCCAGGAUCAUCGAUGUCUCCUUCAGCCCAACAUUUUUCAAGGUUGGCGAAACCUCAGCUGUGCCAUCCAUUGGUCUACUACGAACGAUCGAUCAUGAUCUGGCCAACUCAUUAUCCCAGUUACAGCAAUUUGUCAAUGCCAAAACCAAAAUCGAAGCAGACCACACCAUUACAGAUUCUGCAAAAGCCGAGGCGAUCGCGGGCUUAACCAUCCGCGAUGCUCGAAUUGAAGAUCUUGGACUCGACUUCACUUUGCCAGGGUAUCCUGGGAUCGAGUUGGUAGAGAACGGGCAGGACGUAGCAUUGACCAUGGAAAAUGUUCAGGAUUAUGUCGACAAAGUUUUGGACCUCAGUCUUGGGAGUGGUGUCCGUCGACAGGUUGAAGCUUUCCAAAACGGCUUCUCGCAAGUUUUCGCCUAUUCUACACUGAAAGCUUUUACACCAGACGAGUUAGUGAUGUUGUUUGGAAGGGUUGAAGAGGACUGGUCGAUUGAAACACUGAUGGACUCAGUCAAAGCCGAUCACGGUUUCAAUAUGGACAGCAAAAGUGUGAAGAAUCUCCUUCAAACGAUGUCAGAACUCACUCCUGUUCAACGUCGAGACUUCUUGCAAUUCGUCACAGGCAGUCCCAAAUUGCCUAUUGGUGGAUUCAAGAGCCUUACGCCAAUGUUUACAGUGGUUUGCAAGCCAAGCGAGCCUCCGUACGCUUCCGAUGAUUACUUACCGAGUGUCAUGACUUGUGUCAAUUACUUGAAACUCCCAGAUUACUCGACGCAAACCAAGUUGAAGGAGCGGUUAUUUGUUGCCAUUCGCGAGGGACAGGGUGCAUUCCACUUGUCUUGA
Messenger RNA from Exophiala bonariae, 5691 nucleotides. RefSeq lists its product as uncharacterized. Gene Ontology annotation, cellular component: nuclear speck. Lineage: Eukaryota; Fungi; Ascomycota; Eurotiomycetes; Chaetothyriales; Herpotrichiellaceae. Gene Ontology annotation, biological process: proteasome-mediated ubiquitin-dependent protein catabolic process; protein polyubiquitination. Gene Ontology annotation, molecular function: ubiquitin protein ligase activity. The transcript is spliced from 2 exons. The record is from RefSeq and is a predicted model, not a curated record. The coding region runs from base 1 to 5691 and encodes 1896 amino acids.